This is a messenger RNA of Staurois parvus, 1125 nucleotides long. Lineage: Eukaryota; Metazoa; Chordata; Amphibia; Anura; Ranidae. The record is from the annotation of a GenBank genome assembly.
GUUAUUAAAUGUAAAGCAGCUGUGGCUUGGGCCCCAAAUCAGCCACUGGAAAUUGAGGAGAUUGAAGUACAACCACCAAAAGAAGGUGAAGUUCGGAUUAAGAUGGUAAGCACAGGAAUAUGUCGAACAGAUGACCAUGCAAUCCAUGAUGUAUUUCCAGGGUUGAAUUUUCCUGUUAUUUUGGGCCAUGAAGGAGCUGGAAUAAUUGAAAGUGUUGGAAAAGGAGUAACUGGAUUAAAACCAGGAGAUAAAGUUGUUCCACUUUGCCUUCCUCAAUGUGGAAAGUGCAGCUCUUGUCUCAAUCCAAAGAGCAAUUUUUGCUUUCAUUCACAUUUUAAAUAUAGCUUUUCUGAAUCACAGAAUGUAAUGCUUGACAAGACAUCAAGGUUUUCAUGCAAGGGAAACGUUGUAUAUCAUUUUUUGUGGACCAGCACCUUUUCGGAAUAUAUUGUGAUGCCUGCUGAGUCGGUUGCAAAGAUUGAUGAUGGAGCACCCAUGGAGAAGGCCUGUCUUUUUGGAUGUGGCUUUCCCACAGGUUAUGGAUCUGCUGUCAAUACUGCCAAAGUGGAGCCUGGUACUACGUGUGCUAUUUUUGGAUUGGGUGGCAUUGGGUUGUCAGCCAUUAUUGGAUGUAAAGUUUCUGGAGCAUCAAGAAUUAUUGCUAUAGAUAUAAACAGCAGCAAGUUUGAAAAGGCAAAGCACUUUGGAGCCACUGACUGCAUCAAUCCCAAUGAUUACAGCAAGCCAAUCCAGGAAGUGAUCAAGGAAAUGACAGGAGAUGGAGUACAUUAUUCCUUUGAAUGUAUUGGCAAUACGGAUGUUGUGAGAGCAGCACUGGAGUGUACUCAUCCAGGAUAUGGGACCAGUGUGGUUAUAGGUGAACCUCCACAGAAUGCAAAGAUCACAUUUGAUCCUCUUUUGCUUCUCACAGGGCGCACAUGGAAAGGCAGCUUCAUUGGAGGUCUUAAAACUAGGGACCAUAUCCCCCAGUUGGUAUCUAGCUACAUGACAGGCAAAUUUGACGUGGAUGGUUUAAUGACUCAUACUUUGCCUUUUUCCCAAAUAAAUGAAGGAUUCCAACUUCUAAGAUCUGGAAAAAGGUUGGUUUUUGUGUUAAUAAAUUAA